This is a messenger RNA of Dicrocoelium dendriticum, 361 nucleotides long. NCBI's taxonomy places the organism in Eukaryota, Metazoa, Platyhelminthes, Trematoda, Plagiorchiida, Dicrocoeliidae. The record is from the annotation of a GenBank genome assembly.
GAGAAAUCAUGAUGGAGUGGCUCCUUCUCACCAUGCUGGCUGUUCAGAUACGGAUUUUCGGAGCAGUGCCAGCCCUGACUAGUGAACCAACUUCUGAUCCAUCACCGAAUACAACCCUACCUGCUGACUGCUCCCAACCAAUUAUUCAAGGUAAUUGCAUGGCGUACAUUGAAAAAUACGGAUAUAAUGAGAAAACAGGGAAAUGCGAAAAGUUCAUUUUUGGUGGAUGCGGAGGAAAUCAUAACCAGUUUGAUUCAGAAGAAGAAUGCAAGAACACUUGCAAAAUACAGGAUGUUAAAUAAGAAAUGCUAAAAUUGUGCUGAAUAAACCAUUAACUUGGGCUUGUAUUUUGUACAUUGAU